AAUAUCAUUUUAUUAGUUUUUUAAUACAAAAAGACCAUCGCUCUUCGUAACCUUUGAGGAAAGCGAGACAAUCCCAAAUCCAAAAGACGUCCUGAUAUCAUCCAACGACUCUUCACUGUACUUUGGAAACUGGACGGAGUAGUCAAUCAAAGUAGAACAAAGAACGAAGAGAAAAUCUGGGUUUUGCAGGUGUGAAAUUGCUUUUUCCUUGAUGGACGUAGGGGGAAGAGCAUAUAAUGGAAUUGACAAUCUCAGUAGAUUACCUGAUGAACUUCUUCUGCGCAUCAUCUCAUUACUUCCCAUAAAGGAUGCUGUUGGUACCUCUAUACUGUCAACCAGGUGGAGGUAUCUUUACGCCUCAAUGUCUAAUUUCCUACUUGAUUUCCGAUAUAAUGAGGUGGCCAAUCCACUUGGUCCCAUGAAUAUUUUGGAUAGGCUAUUCUAUUUUCGUGACAGAUGUCCUAUAAAUAAGUUUUAUAUUAGUUGGUCAGUCUCAAAACAUCUCCACCCAUUGCACAUUCAAGGGUGGAUCCAAGCUGUAAUGUGGCAUGGUAUUCGCGAACUUGAUUUAACCAUUCCUUCCAACGUGGUGCUGCCUAGUAGUCUAUGUACUUGUAAGACAUUGGAGGUUCUGAAAUUGGAUAUGCGAAGUGAGCGGGACAUGCAAUUCAGAUCUGAUUUCUCUGGUUUGGAAGUCCCUGCCAAAGUUUGUCUCCCAAGGCUUAAGGUUCUUUACCUUAUAGAAAUCACUUUUCCAGAUAGUGAUUCUUUUAACAGGUUGUUUUCCAACUGCCCUGUUCUUGAGGAAUUGACCUAUAAUUUCUGGGACAAUGACAAUGGCUGCAAAUUGAGUGUUUCUAGUCCUACACUAAAGAAGCUGGCCAUACAGUACAUGUGCUCUGAAGGGUGGUCGGACAGUUUUGAGAUUAUAAUUAAUGCCCCAAGUAUUGUUUUCUUGGGAUAUUGUGUUUGUGAUGUAACCUCUCAUGCAUUUCUAAAUGUCCAAUCCCUUGUUGAAUCCAACAUUGAUUUUGAACAUGAAUUUGGUGAUCAUGGUCGUUACAUCCAUGCUGCUACUGAACUUUUCAGAGCGAUGAGCAAAAUUCAGAAGCUUCGUAUAAAUUGCUGGACUCUAAUAAGUCUCAAAGAGUUCAGUGUUCCAAUCCCUGUGUUUCAUAAUAUGACUUGUCUGACAAUUGCUCAUUGUGAAUAUGGAUUAGAACCACUACCAGAUUUACUUGCACAGUGUGAAUCUUUAGAAACCCUUGUUUUUGAGAUUGUGUCAUUUCUUCCUUUAAAAGAUGCAGUUCAUACCUCUAUACCAUUGAGAAGGUGGAGGUAUCUCUACACUUCACGUUCUAAUCUUAUCUUUGAUUUUGGAGGUGUCAAUGAUUUUAUCUCAAUUGCUCAGAGUUACAAGCUCUUGAUCCUUUACGCCUUGAAAGGUGGAUACAUGUUGUAACAUGGCAUGGUAUUCGAGAGCCAGAGCUUGAUUUAUUUGUUGCUGCUAACGUACUGCUUCCAACUACUUUGUUUAAUUGUAAGACAUUGGUGAUUCUGAAGUUGUCUCCCAAGCCUUAAGGAACUUCAAAAUCUUGAUAGUGCUACUUGUUUUUCCAAUGAUGAUUUUACUAAAAGCUUCCUUUCUAACUAUCUAGUUCUUGAGCAUUUGGACAGUAAAUUUGAAGAUGAGAAUUGCAAAUUUAUUGUUUCUCUUUGUACACUCUUGCCUUAGAUUACAUGUACUAUGAAGGGUGGUCUAGAAGUUUUGAGAUAAUGAUUAAUGCCUGAGGUCUUAUCUACUUGGAAUACUUUGUGAUGUAAACUCUCAUACAUUUGUAAAUGUGUAGUCUCUUACUAAAGCCAAUAUCUUAAC
This is a messenger RNA of Rubroshorea leprosula, 1876 nucleotides long. The record is from the annotation of a GenBank genome assembly. Lineage: Eukaryota; Viridiplantae; Streptophyta; Magnoliopsida; Malvales; Dipterocarpaceae.